AUGCAUUACAAUCAAAACUGUGCAAUUUUUUUUAGUCGAUUUGCGCUCGGUGAAACUGCAAGACCUAUGCUGAUACGUCCCGUUGAUGUUAAAUGGAGCAUAUAUUGCACCUCAAUAUACUGCUAUUUAUAUGAUGGAAUAACGACACGAUCUAUUGAUGAGAGUGAAAUGGUUGGUGAUUUUAUGGCACUUCAAGUGCAGUUCAGUCUGCCCUCGGGUUGUUAUGCGACAGUGGCGUUGCGACAGAUUACGGGAACCGACAUGGGAAAGAAUUCCAUGAAGAUUCAUGCUGAAGCUGCUAAAACUGACUGGUCCAAUGCUCAAAACAGCGAACACAGCAUAAUGAAGGUGAGCGUUAAGAACAGGGCGAAUGGAACUGUGUUCCAAGUCGAAUUAGAUGCAAAUGCGACUAUUGGUGAACUUCGUUCAAAAAUCGUGUCACAUGUUGGAGAUUCGUGA
Haemonchus placei is the source of this 459-nucleotide messenger RNA. The record is from the annotation of a GenBank genome assembly. NCBI's taxonomy places the organism in Eukaryota, Metazoa, Nematoda, Chromadorea, Rhabditida, Trichostrongylidae.